CAGGCCACGCCCUCUGCGGGCCGCCUCCGCCCCGCGCCGCUCGGACCUUUCGGGACGUGAGCGUCUGGGCUCGGACAGAGGGCUGGCAGCGUGGGUCCUAGGAUGCCAGGCCCUGUUCCUUACGCGCGGGGGCCAAAUCCUCGGGAAGCUGAGCCAGCCCGUUCAGCCGUCCGCCCCAAACGCGGAGCAGGCCGGGGUUCCCUCUCGAGGAGGCUCCGGAGGAUCAGCCACGCCUCCCCGCUCGGGUGCAGGAAGCCAGCUUCCCCCGGCCGCCUGAGAAGCGUUCGGGUUGUCCGCCCGGCCGAGGCCUCGGAGCGCGGGCACGGCGCUAGGCGAGCCGGCUAAGGUCGCGGCGUGACUGCCGGGCCUCCCCCGACUCGGACCCGGACUCGGAGCCGCGCACUCGCCGGGCUGCGGGUGGCGCGGUCACGCGCGCGCGGCUCUCGCUCUCCGCCCCGCACACCUGCGCUCCGCCCCUUGAUCCCCGGCCCGCCACGGCGUUGAGGGAGCCCCGGGCGGCUGCGGCGGCGCCCCUCGUCUCCUCCCCUUCCCCGGGGCCGGAGCUGCCCCGAGCCUGCGGCCGUGCCCAUCGAGCCCUCCGGCCCUCUCCAUCCUUCCCUCCCCCUCCUCGCCGGCCGCGGCCCGGGUACCCGCAGCCGCAGCCCGGAGCCCGGGAGGCAGUGAAGGGGGGAGGGGGAGGAGGCAAGGGAUGAGCACCGGGAAGGCGUCGGGGGCCCUGAGCCGCACUAGGACGCCCCUGAAGCCAGAACCCGAGCCGGAGCCGGAGCCGGAACCGAACCACCGGUACCGGCUGCAGCCCCCUAACUCCAGGAGGCGCCCUGGCCCGCGCUCGCCCCCCAGGGCCUCAUGUCGGAACCACAGCCUGACCUGGAGCCGCCCCAGCAUGGGCUGUACAUGCUGUUCCUGCUUGUGCUGGUCUUCUUCCUCAUGGGCCUCGUGGGCUUCAUGAUCUGCCACGUGCUCAAGAAGAAGGGUUACCGCUGCCGCACGUCCCGGGGCUCGGAGCCCGACGACGCCCAGCUCCAACCCUCUGAGGACGAUGACAUGAAUGAGGACACAGUAGAGAGGAUUGUUCGCUGCAUCAUCCAAAAUGAAGCCAAUGCUGAGGCCUUGAAGGAGAUGCUGGGGGACAGUGAAGGAGAAGGGACAGUGCAGCUGUCCAGCGUGGAUGCCACCUCCAGCCUGCAGGACGGUGCCCCCUCCCACCACCACACCGUGCACCUGGGCUCAGCAGCCCCCUGCAUCCACUGUAGUCGUAACAAGAGGCCGCCUCUCGUCCGUCAGGGCCGCUCCAAGGACGGGAAGAGCCGGCCGCGGCCGGGGGAGACCACCGUGUUCUCUGUGGGCAGGUUCCGGGUGACACACAUUGAGAAACGCUCCGGGCUGCACGAACACCGUGAUGGCUCCCCCACGGACAGGAGCUGGGGGUCCAGCGGGGGGCAGGAGCCUGGGGGAUGCCUGGGGGCCGGGCAACCUGCCAUGGAGAGCCUGUCCCCGGAGAGGCCACAGUCCCAGAUGCCUGCCAGCCCCCCAGUGCAGAAUGGAGGACUUAGGGACAGCGGCCUAGUCCCUGGUGCACUUGAGGGGAACCCUGGACCCCCUACGGAGCCAACCCCAAGGUCCAGAAGGAGGGACCCAAGCCCAGGGCUGGCCAGUCCAGAGGCAGGUAGACAACAGAGCAAAGUGGACGCCUCAGAUCAGCAGGUGCCCCCACCUCGGGGAGCAGGCGAUGUGUGAGGUGAGUCUGCCUGGGCCCCAAGUCCAACCAUUGCCCCCUCU
This is a messenger RNA of Sorex fumeus (smoky shrew), 1800 nucleotides long. It is a transcript of the gene RELL2, whose product is annotated as RELT like 2. Lineage: Eukaryota; Metazoa; Chordata; Mammalia; Eulipotyphla; Soricidae. The record is from RefSeq and is a predicted model, not a curated record. The transcript has 7 exons. Gene Ontology annotation, biological process: positive regulation of p38MAPK cascade; positive regulation of cell-substrate adhesion. Bases 868 to 1758 code for a protein of 296 amino acids.